AUGGACAUCGAUAACAGCUUGCAGUGUCUCGAAGAGCAGCUGCAAUCUGUGGCGAUACGCGAAGGAGAUCAAGAAGCAGCUGAAGAAGAAGAGGAAGAAGAACAGGGCCCAGCUAACGCGUUUUCUGAUAUUUUAGUUCGUGAGAUUUCACUGUCCACUGGGUCUACUGACAGGGGGUUCUGGGUUCCGAUUACCACUUAUAAACACAGAAAUGAAGAAUUUAAGAAACUAUUCAAACACAUGCUGGAGUCUGAGAAAUUAAUUGUGGACUAUGCCUGCGCUCUCCAGAGAGACAUCCUGCUGCAGGGACGCCUGUACCUCUCUGAGAACUGGCUGUGUUUCCAUAGUAACUUCAUUCUCUGGGAAACUACGUUAGCAAUAGCUUUGAAAGAUGUAACCUCAAUGUCAAAGGAGAAGACUGCGAGACUGAUCCCCAAUGCCAUUCAGAUUGGGACUAACAAUGAAAAGUUUUUCUUUACAUCAUUUGCUACCAGAGAGAGAAGCUACCUCAGUAUCUUCCGGGUGUGGCAAAAUGCAUUACUGAAUAAGAAUUUGACAAAGCAAGACUUUUGGCACAUGGUCCAGCAUAAUUAUGGGAGAGAUUUGGGGUUAAAUAACGAAGAAAUGGAGAGCUUACAGUUAUCCACAGAAAACCUCAAUCGAAGUGGGGUUUCAGCAACACACACCAGUGAUGAAUUUUCUCUUAAACAAGAGAGACGGAGCAGUCUUAAAAUCCCACUGAUAGAAAUGCCAAUAGAGGAUGCAAGCAGUCCAGCUGAGGGAGAAAUAGGAUUAUCCACAACACCAGUGGUAAUAAAUGGAACCUCAACACUGGAGGUAUUUGGAGAUAAUCAUGCUGGCAGGAGCCCAGUCAUGACCUCCGAGAGGAAUGCCAAUGAUCCUGCACUUUCUCUAGAUCUCAAUGGAAAUGAAGAUCUGUUGUCAGACAGGAGCGGCUCUGAUGUCAAUGAAGAAGCAGAAGAGGGACUCUUUGCUAACGAUGUACAAGGAAGAUUGUAUAUCAACCGGAUAUUUCAUAUUAGUGCAGAGAAGAUGUUUGAACUCCUGUUUACUGACUCCCACUUUAUACAGCGGUUCAUGCAAGAGAGAAAAAUUACAGGGCUGGUGAGCAGUCCGUGGGUGAGGGACGAUAGUAAAAAUCAGAAAAAAACACUGAAUUACACCAUCACUAUCUCGAAUCCUCUCAUUGGCAAGUUCUCAACAGCAACAGAAUUGCAGACCCUGCACAAAGAUAGUCAGCAAGGACAAUAUUAUCUCGUAGACGCUGAAGUGGUAACCCACGAUGUGCCCUACCAUGAUUAUUUUUACACAUCAAACCGUUACUGCAUCAUUCGAACCUCUAAACACAAGUGCAGGUUACGAGUUUCAACUGAUGUUAAAUACAAGAAGCAGCCAUGGGGUCUGAUUAAAUCCUUCAUUGAGAAGAACUCCUGGAGUGGUCUGGAAGAUUAUUUCAGACAUUUAGAGUCUGACUUGUUGAAGGAGGAGGCUCAUCUGAACCAGAGCACUGCAGACCCCAGCAAGCCAGGCGCGUUGCGGAGGCGAAGGAGGACGUACAGCCGCUCCUUGUUGGACCGUCUGUCCAAACAGUCCCCGAAACAGUUCUCAGCUGGGGACCUUGGAGCAGAGCGCAGUGAGGAAUAUUCAAGAGUAAACUUGGAUCUGAAAAAGACACAGAAAUAUAACCUCACCAAAAUUUUACUAUCAAUGAGUGUUAUCCUUCUCAUUUUGACUCUACUGAACUUGAUUUUGUUCUUCAAGCUGUGGGCUAUAGAGGACGUCGCACGUAGGAUGCACAUAUCCAACAAGCUCAGAUUCCCAGAAAAAAAUAAUUUAAAUUCAACUCCAAAUAUCAAUUCGAAACUGCCAAAAACUGCUAGGUUGAAAAUUGUGCUUCAAGAAUCUAUAGCCCUGCUGGAACAGUUGAAACGCUCACUACUGAUGCUGCAGACGAAUUUUGAGUUUCACAACAAGACGUGAGUGAUGUGACAAACCCAGAAAAUAAAACAACUCAAUAGCUUGCACAAUACAGAAUGUUUAAUUUGCUGCAUUAAAGGAAUCAUUUUUAAAUAAACUUUUGCAUAAUUGGCAUUAUACUGCUGUUACUUGACACCUUCCAGUUGUCAAGUAUUGUGAAAGGGGGAUGCUAUGAUGUUGUUUUUCUGUGACUUAAAUCAUAUAUAUAUAUAUUUUUUUUUUUUUAAAGGCUGCAUUUGAGUAACUUAAUUUAAGUAAAUGCAGUCCAUGUUUUCAUUUGACAUACGUUUGUUUUCUCAUUAUGUUUCUGGAAACUGCUGCAUUGAAUAAUUUCAUGUUUCCAGUGCCAUCUGGUGGCAACACAAGGAACUACAGCAACUACUGUUCUGAACGUUUCUUUUUGCCAGAAAACAGGAGUUUAACCGGAAGUCAGUUUAAAUGACUGACUAUAUAGUCUUACUUUUGUUAAAAUUGUAGUGGAAAAAAUGUGUUCCCACUCUCGAUUUUGGUAGAGUACUGUUCUUAAUUUCCCAAAAGGGAUGUAAAACUUGAGUUCAAAUAGCAGUAAAAGUACUGUAGGGUCAUGUUUGACUUUAUUCUUAUUGUAUUUUGACUUGCACAUGCUUGGUUUGAGUCGAGAAGCGUGGACCCCCUGUUAUAAUCUAUAUCAGAAUGAUAGCUAUACAGAACCAUAAUAAUAUUGAACCACUUAAGCAGUGUAUAGCCAACCACAUCAUAAGCCACAAUGCAAAUGAAUAUGCUCAUAGAUCUUUUAAUAGCCAGAGAGUAAUUUCAAGGGUUUUGAGGAUCAGUUCAACAAGCAAUGAGUCACAAGCUUUCACUGAAACAAAUAUCCAAACGUAAACACAGUGUGGGUGCAAGCUUGUAGACAAUCCUUAGGAUAAGUCUUCUAGAAGUCAGUAUUCUCGUUAACAAAUGCAUUUUACAGUAUGUUUAUAGAUGCAUUAUUUGUUCAAAAUGACAGUGUAAAAUUUUUUUAAAAACGUGCACGUUGAAGAAUGCAAUAAAUGUGUGGCUAUAGAGGUCAGUAUAACAGCUGUGAAAGAGGGUGGUGGGGAAACCAGACUUUCUUUGUGGGUCUGAAUUGACAUAGCCCCAAGAGAACAUGGUAAAUGGUGUCAGCAGUUACUAUUUAUUUAUUGUACUGCAUACUGUACAAAAACUACUUGAACUGUGUGGUUAUCAAUAUUGCGUUAUUGAAGCUAAAAGCCUGUACUUGCAGUAGGUAUGGUUUUCAUUCCAACUGAGCUCUCAAUUACACUUUAGUACAAUCAUUUAUUCAAAUCUAUUUAUAAAAACACUUGAACUGUUUAAAAGUGGUUCUUGUAUCCAGAUUAUUAAAUUUGGUGGAGUGACCUUUUAAUAUAUGUUUUGAAUGUACAAUUUAAAACAUACAUUUGCGGUGCCUUUUAUAUGUAUUCCUGUAAAAUAAUUCUAAAACGGUAACCUGACAAACUAGGACUGAAUUAGUUUGCAGGUAACCAUUUCUAAAUGAUUACAUGAAGUACUUUAAUUUAUUGUAGGAUUGUACUGUGUAACCAUAAAAUAACAACAAGCUGAAAUCGCUUAUAUGAAAAUUGGUUGCGUUUGUCUAAAAUAAGUAGUUUAAAGUGGCUCUUGUUUGUUUGUAAUCUUUGUUUAAAAAAAAAAAAAAAAAAAAAAAAGUUGUAAAAAAAGUUUAGAAUUUAGUACUUAUGUUGCUGCUAUAAAUAAAUAUUUUUCUU
Polyodon spathula (Mississippi paddlefish) is the source of this 3743-nucleotide messenger RNA. It is a transcript of the gene gramd1c, whose product is annotated as GRAM domain containing 1c. Bases 1 to 2001 code for a protein of 666 amino acids. Gene Ontology annotation, molecular function: sterol transfer activity; sterol binding. Lineage: Eukaryota; Metazoa; Chordata; Actinopteri; Acipenseriformes; Polyodontidae. The record is from RefSeq and is a predicted model, not a curated record. Gene Ontology annotation, biological process: intracellular sterol transport. Gene Ontology annotation, cellular component: endoplasmic reticulum membrane; plasma membrane; endoplasmic reticulum-plasma membrane contact site. The transcript has 18 exons.